This is a messenger RNA of Naegleria gruberi, 861 nucleotides long. RefSeq lists its product as uncharacterized. The transcript has a single exon. The record is from RefSeq and is a predicted model, not a curated record. Bases 1 to 861 code for a protein of 286 amino acids. NCBI's taxonomy places the organism in Eukaryota, Heterolobosea, Eutetramitea, Acrasida, Naegleriidae.
AUGAGUAACGAUUUUGAUGAAGAAUUAUUUGACAAGUUUUUUAGUUUUUUAAAUAGACGGUUAAUUUAUAGAUCCAUGAAUAGUGUAUCUCAGUUUUAUAUUACCAAGAGUGACAAAUCAACUGAUGAUGUUGACCCAACCGAUUUUCUAUUUUUUGAGUGUUUGGAAGAGAUUAUAAUAACCAAGAAAUGGUCACGAUAUGGUUUGGAAGGUGUUAUGAAUGAACCCAUUCAAUGUAUUUUAAUUAACAAUAAGGGAGAUCGUUCUUGUGAAUUCGAAUCAGCCUUCAUAAUAAUUUAUGCCAGGGAGCAACCACGUGGUGAAUUCAAAUUCUUGAUUUGUAAAGUUGAAAAUGAUGUUUGGAGUUUUCCUGGUGGUAAGAAAAUGUUUCCUUCCGAAUCUUUUGAAAACUGUAUCACUAGAGAAGUGAGAGAAGAGCUGUACGGUUUUUCCAUCAGCUCUAUAGAAUCUAGUAUAGGACUGGGACCACUAUUCUCUUUUGGGGGAAGCUCUGUUUUUGUGCACGAAGUGGAAUGGGGUAAAACUGGAGAAAUUGUUAAUAAUUUAAUUAAGAAUUAUCAGUCUCUUAAAAAGGAAAAUCAAUUAUUUGAUUUUGAUACUGAAAAAACAUCCAAAUUUAUCAAGGAGGAUGAGGAAUAUUUGGAUAAUUUACUAGAAAUCUCUAAAAAAUUUAAGUUUGUAGAAGAAAUUGUGGAUUACCAGUUUAUUUCAGCAGACGAAAUAGAGAAAAUGCAGGGUGGAAGAUCUUUCUUUUUGAAACAACUACAUAAUUCAUUUCAAAAAAAUAUUGUACGACGAUCCAUGCAAACAAGUAAAAGAAGUAAAAAAUUUAAACAAUAA